CGAUUCAGUUUGAAGCUCCUGCGUGCGCUCGGCAGACUGCAGUUGUUGGCAUCGAGUUGUCACUCGGCUCGCUCAGGCUCUGCCAACUGCCAUGGCGGCGGCGUCCGGCCGGGCUCCGGCUGCCUGCGCGCUCCUCCUCCUCCUGCUUGCUCUGGGUGUGGUCGCCGCCGCCGUAGAUGCCAGCCAAGAGGAGGAGUUGUCGCCGGGGAGUCCUUCCCCAGCACCGUCCCCAGCGAGCUCCAUAGACUGCGGGAGCGCGUGCGCGGCGCGAUGCGCGCUGUCGUCGCGGCAGAAACUGUGCAGGAGGGCGUGCGGGUCCUGCUGCGCCCGCUGCAACUGCGUGCCGCCGGGCACCGCCGGGAACCACGACGUCUGCCCCUGCUACGCCGCCAUCACCACCCGCGGCGCCCGCCCCAAGUGCCCUUGAUCGAGCACCCUUGACGCAUGCAUGAGGCCGCCGCCGCGCUCCAACGCCUCUCUUGUCUUGUGUACCAGUAGCAGUACACUAGGUAGACGCAAGUACGUGUACGAACAAUAAUGCUAUGUCACCGUGCGCGUACGUAACCAACACCUGCAAUGCAACACCGAGCCGACCGUCUGUUGCCUGCC
Molecule: messenger RNA, 609 nt
Organism: Sorghum bicolor (sorghum)
Lineage: Eukaryota; Viridiplantae; Streptophyta; Magnoliopsida; Poales; Poaceae
Product: gibberellin-regulated protein 1
Exons: 2
Coding region: 92-427 (111 amino acids)
Source: RefSeq, a predicted model, not a curated record